Molecule: messenger RNA, 1533 nt
Organism: Maniola jurtina (meadow brown)
Lineage: Eukaryota; Metazoa; Arthropoda; Insecta; Lepidoptera; Nymphalidae
Gene: Art8
Product: probable protein arginine N-methyltransferase 6.1
Exons: 6
Coding region: 217-1299 (360 amino acids)
Biological process (GO): peptidyl-arginine methylation
Cellular component (GO): nucleus
Molecular function (GO): protein-arginine N-methyltransferase activity
Source: RefSeq, a predicted model, not a curated record
CAUUAAAUUUUAAAAAACCUUAACACAUGAACACAUGUCUUCAGACUAGUAUAUAGUGAUCUGUGAACACAUGGUUGGGUUUGAACAAAGAGUAUAUAAACACUACGUUAUAGGUUUGAAUUGGUGAUUUUUAUUUAAAAUUAAACCUAGUGUUUUGAAGUUUUUCGCUCUUUCCUAAAUUAGUUAAAAAUCUAUUUACAAGUAGAAGGUUUCAAAAUGGAAAUGGAUAUUUCAAAAAGUGAAUACUUUUCGAGUUAUGAAGAUCUAGAGAUUCAUAGGCUUAUGUUGGAAGAUGACCCUAGAACCGAUACGUACCGUCGUGCUAUCUUAGAAAAUAAAGGUUACUUUAAAAACAAGGUGGUAAUGGAUGUCGGCUGUGGCACUGGUAUUCUCUCAAUAUUUUGUGCUCAAGCCGGUGCUAAAAAAGUAUUCGCAAUCGAAGCAAGCAAUUUGGCAAAUCUAGCUAAAGAAAUAGUUAAAGAGAAUAAUUUUGAAGAUGUGAUAGAGGUUAUUCAUAGUAAAGUAGAAAGAGUAACCUUGCCUGGUGGCAUCAAGGUAGAUGCUAUUGUAUCAGAAUGGAUGGGGUUUUACCUGCUUCACGAGGGGAUGCUAGACUCUGUGCUUGUGGCGAGAGACAAAUUCCUCAAGGAUGAUGGUCUCUUGUUUCCACAGAGUGCCAUGAUUUAUGUUGCUCCAUGUAGUGUACCACAGCUGUAUGAUAAAUGGAAAAAUUUCCAUGGUGUAUCAUUGACAUCAUUUUCCAAACAUCUUAGAGCCAGCAAAAGUAGUAAGCCAGAAAUCAUGGAAAUUUCACCAGAUGACCUGCUUGGUGAAGAAGAGGUGCUGGCUUGGAUUAACUUGAAAGAUCCUGAUUUAGAAUUGGGUGGUUUCCGCAUUGAACAUGUUGUAGGUGCUAGGAAAAAUGGCCAGUAUCAAGGACUUUGCAUAUGGUUUGAUUGUGAUUUCCCAAUUCUCUCGACUGGAGAUGAAAUAGUACUGAGCACAGCACCUAAAGCUAAGCCAACACAUUGGAAGCAAACAGUUAUAUUGCUACCAGAAGAGCAGAAUGUUGAGGAACUAGAGCCUAUAGCUUUUAAACUUGAUAUGAAUAGAGAUAUAAAUAACCCUAGAAGAUACAAUCUAGAACUGACCUUACAAGACCCUGAGAAAGUAGAGCACCCAGCGCCCUGUAGCUGUGAUAUGACCAAGUGUAUUCUAUUCAAGGCUGUUCUGCAGGACCAAGCUGAUCGUGUUAAGAGACAAAAAAUACAAAACGAGAAAAUUGAUGACAAUGAAUAAAGACUGUUUUCUUUUUCUGGAAAAUUCUUCUGUUUUAACUUGUAAAUAAUGUACCAUAAAGUGAUUAAACCGUUUUUGUUACUUUACGACUAAGUAUGUGAGACAACUGACAUAACGUGAACAAAGUGUUUUCUACUCAAUUAUUUUUAACAUCGAGCUGUACAUAUCAUGAAGCAAAAUAAUAUAAUUUAAGACUAGAAAAUUAUUGAUUAAGAAUAAAAGACUUUGAUUUUC